Archocentrus centrarchus (flier cichlid) is the source of this 3326-nucleotide messenger RNA. RefSeq names its product transglutaminase 1 like 1 (gene tgm1l1). Bases 159 to 2513 code for a protein of 784 amino acids. The transcript has 14 exons. Gene Ontology annotation, molecular function: protein-glutamine gamma-glutamyltransferase activity. Gene Ontology annotation, biological process: peptide cross-linking. Lineage: Eukaryota; Metazoa; Chordata; Actinopteri; Cichliformes; Cichlidae. The record is from RefSeq and is a predicted model, not a curated record.
GGAGUGAACAUUCCAGGACACCCUUAAAAGCGUCCCGGUCCGCGAACGGAGCGCAUCAAGACGAAAGUUUCCAAAAGUUUCCAGAGGCUGACGGAUAACUGCUCAGGACGAUACACGCGUUUCAUCGUUGAUCCAAAGAAGAAUCCACACAGAGAAAAAUGCCAGGUGAGCGCUUGACAGUAAGAACCACGUCAGAGAUUGGGCGGUUCCCCGGAGCAGCCCCACCCACGAGGGUCGAACUGACCAUUCAGAGGGAGGAGGAGACGAAGCAGGAGAAGGGAGGCUGUUUUCGGUGGCUCAGAAAGAUGUGCCCGUGCUGCUGUAAGCGCCAAAGCAGCACCUCCUAUGAUGUUACGGAUAAAGUGGAAUUGACCAAACUCCCAACCCCUGCCGCGGUUGUAGAGCCCCCCAAGCCAAAGCCUGAGAACGGAGAAGCAAAGGAAACAGAUGAAGUGACGCUGUCAGUGUGUUCGGUGGACCUCCUGAGUUCCAAGACGGGUCAGAACAGAAAGGAGCAUCACACUGACCUCUAUUAUGGAGACGAGCUGAUCAUUCGCAGAGGGCAGACCUUCCAGGUGGAGCUGGAGCUCAGCAGGCCCUUCAGUGCUGACACUGACAAGCUGCACCUGGAGCUGAAAACAGGUUCCUUGCCCUUGGUUUCCAAAGGGACCCAUGUCGUCAUUCCACUGGUGGAGCACCUGGAAGACGAACGUUGGGAGGCCAAAAUUGUAGAGCGGAAUGGCAAUAAGAUCAAGCUGUCCGUCAACUCUCCAGCCAACGCUGUGAUCGGCCUUUACGGGCUCUCUGUGACAAUUUCCUCCCUGAAAGGCGAGGCCACAGCUACUCACACCUCCGACAAGAACAUCGUCAUGCUCUUCAACCCUUGGUGUGAAGAGGACACAGUGUUCCUGGAUGAUGAGGAGGAGAGGAAGGAGUAUGUGCUGAAUGACACUGGGAGGAUUUACUAUGGCACAGAGAAACAAAUCGGUGCUCGCACAUGGAACUUUGGGCAGUUUCAUGAGGGAAUCCUGGAAGCCUGUCUGUUUAUCCUGGAGAAGAGUGACAUGCCGCCAUCUGGUCGAGGGGAUUCUGUCAACGUGGUCAGGGUCAUAUCUGCCAUGAUAAAUGCUCAGGAUGACUUUGGCGUUCUGGUUGGGAACUGGUCAGGAGAUUACUCUGACGGAGUCUCCCCUACGGCGUGGAGCAGCAGCGUGGAGAUCCUGAGGAAAUACCACUCCACCGAUGGAACGCCUGUGUCAUAUGGACAGUGCUGGGUCUUCUCUGGGGUCACUACAACAGUGCUGCGCUGCCUUGGCAUUCCUGCCCGCAGUGUGACCAACUUCCAGUCUGCCCAUGAUACUGAUGUAUCCCUCACCACAGAUGUGUAUCUUGAUGAGAAUUUGGAACCAAUCAACCACCUCAAUUCGGACUCUGUCUGGAAUUUCCACGUAUGGAAUGACUGCUGGAUGGCCAGACCGGACUUGCCUCCAGGUAACGGAGGCUGGCAGGCCAUCGACGCCACUCCUCAGGAGACUAGCCAGGGCACCUUCCGCUGCGGCCCUGCCUCUGUCAACGCCAUUCGCUCCGGCCAGGUCUACCUUAAACAUGACACACCGUUUGUUUUUGCUGAGGUCAACAGUGACAAAAUCUACUGGCAGAAGAACCUGGACGGUACAUUUAGCCAAAUCUACAGUGAGAAGAAAGCUGUCGGCCACUGCAUCAGCACCAAAGCAGUGGGCUCUGAUAAGCGGGAAGAUAUCACACACUUGUACAAACAUGAAGAAGGUUCAGAAGAGGAACGCAUUGCAGUAGAGACUGCCAGUCGCUAUGGCAGCAAGCCUGAUACCUACUCCACAGCAAUGGCUGAAGAUGUGUCAGUGGAGGUAAAGAUGGAUGGCAAGGGGCCCAAGUUGGGUUCUGACGCCCAGUUGAAGAUUGUAGUGAAGAAUCUAAGCUCAGAGCCCCGCCGGGCAACACUCCACAGCCAGGUGGCCGUCAUGUACUACACUGGUGUUCUGAAGGGCACCAUCAAGAAGGACCAGAUGCCUGUGGAGCUUCUGGCUAAUGAAGAGAAAACCAUUGAGUGGGUCCUGCCAUACCAACAAUACCAGAGCCAGCUGGUGGAUCAAGCAGCCCUGAUGCUAACCUUAUCUGGAAGAGUCAUUGAAACGAUGCAAGUGCUAGCUAACCAGACAACUUUCAGGCUUCGUACGCCAGACAUCACCAUCACACCUAUUGGAGAAGCUGUGGUCGGUAAGGAGAUGACUGCCAAGAUUACAUUCACCAACCCCCUGACACAGACACUGAAGGGAGUGGUGUUCAGAGUGGAGGGCCUGGGCCUUCAGAUGGGCCACGAGGUGAUCAUAGGUGACGUUGGCGGCCACGCCACAGUGACUCUGACAGAGCACUUCAUCCCCUCCCAACCAGGACCCAGGAAGCUGGUGGCGUCUCUCGACUGUAAACAGCUCUCACAAGUGCAUGGAGUGGCUGACAUUGUUGUUCUUGAACAAUAAAAGGCACUACAUAGUUCUCUUACAAGACUUGUUUCUUAUAAACUAUAAGUGCCACUGAUAUUUAUAAAGUUAGUUGAUAUUAUAAAAAGGGUUCCUAUAUUGUGAACUGCACUUUUUAUUUUUUACUGCAUAAUGUUUGUAAUUUUUGGUAUUCUAAAACUACGAAUAGACAAUUUAUUGUAGCAUUAUCAGUAUUACUGCUAUUUUUACACUUUAAAUAAUAGAAAUUCAGACCUCUGUUUUCAAGUAGAUGCGCAGCAAACAAAGUGCUUUAACCAACAAGCACAAGUAUGAUCUAAAAAAUAAAACUAGUAAACUUCAAGACACUGAACAAAAAGUCAGGACACUUAAGUGUAAAUACUGUAUAUGCAGCUUGUCAUAAUGUGAAAAGUAUUGUUAGACAAAAUGAACCUCAUGUAGCUUAUAUGAAGGACAGGGACUGUGAAGUGUUUGGAAAGGGAAUGAUGUUGACAUUGGCAAAUGUAACAUUUAAAUGAACUUUUCAAUACCAAUUUAGCAAAUAGAAAAAUGUAUGAGCGAGGACAUGGCUUAAAACUUAUUUUAAUUAUCACAUGAAAUGAAAAUUCCUCUUGUUUUUAAAAAAACUGAAAUAUCCACACAUCUGAAGAGAGACCACCGCGGCCUUAAUUCAGCUACUUCAGCUUCUUUUUGUCUCUUUUACUUCUGUGCUAAAAGAUUAAUGUGAAAGAAACUAUUUAAUACCAUUAAACUAUUUAUCUGCCUUAUCUACAUUGAAUGUUUUUUUUGUAUCAUGUUUGUUUGUGUCUUUAAUAAAACUGACACUGAAAUGAU